AUCAUAGAGACCUCACCAAACUGCAGGAGGAUCCGGCCACCGCCAGGGUCUGUGCGCACAAAACUACAAGAACAAGGAGCAUCGGUUUUGCAUUGUUUUUUUGCGAGGAGGGUGGCGUGCGUCCACGUAGAUUGGGGAGAAUAGAAGGCCAGGGCAGGAGCAGCGCGCCUUGCCUGCGCGGGCGCGGACAAAAGCCCGGGACCCCCUUUUUGUCGCCACCCCCCCCGAAAAGUCCAAGACUCUGCUUCCUCUUCCUUCCUUGCUUGCUUGCUUCCCCAUCUCACCAUCUUGCUCGCCCCGCCCCGCCAUCUUUAUAACUCCACCUGCCGUCGCCCUCCAUCUCCAUCGUCUCUCCUGCUGCUACCCUGCCCUGCCCUUGCCGGCGUAUCUGCGUCCGCGUCUCAUCCCUCCCUCCUGCAAGGAGCAAGCGCGCGGGCAAGAGCAAGACGAGGUGAGCAAAGCAUUUCCACCACCCUCUUCUCUUCUUCUGAGCCGGCGAUGGGGGCGCUACCGCUGCCGCCCACCAUUACGUACAGAAAUAAAUGGCGCCUCCUGUGCAGUGCCGCCGCAGGCUUUGCCAGGCCGCCUACUCCCACUGACUUUACCCGCUUGGCUUGGCUUGGCAGCCAUCAAUUAAUUUGUUCCUUCCUCAGCCAUACCAUUUACGUCGUAUAAAUCCACAGGAAUCAGCACCAAAGCUCCAAGCUUUUGCCCCGCGCUGGUGGGUGGUGCCUGCUGCUUCUUCUGCUUGUGCUUGCUUGAUAAAAGUUGGAGGGACGCAGCUCCAAGCAAGCUGGCGAGGCUCGGGCUCGGGCUCGGGCUCAUGGUCCAGGACGAAGCCUCCUCGUCGUCCGUCACAUCCUCCCCGCUCCACAACUUGUCGUCCCACACCAUGCCUCUCCACCCGGCCGCCGCCCCGACGCCGCCCUGGCUGCUGCGGGAGCUCCGCUCCGACGAGCGCGGCCUCUGCCUCAUCCACCUCCUCCUCAACUGCGCCGCCGCCGCCGCCGCCGGCCGCCUCGACGCCGCCAACGCCGCGCUCGAGCACAUCGCCUCGCUCGCCGCCCCCGACGGCGACGCCAUGCAGCGCGUCGCCGCCGCCUUCGCCGAGGCCCUGGCGCGCCGCGCGCUCCGGGCCUGGCCGGGCCUCUGCCGGGCGCUGCUCCUGCCCCGCGCCGCGCCCGCCGCCGCCGAGCUCGCCGCCGCGCGCCGCCACUUCCUCGACCUCUGCCCCUUCCUCCGCCUCGCGGGCGCAGCCGCCAACCAGUCCAUCCUGGAGGCCAUGGAGUCGGAGAAGAUGGUGCACGUCGUCGACCUCGGCGGCGCCGACGCCACCCAGUGGCUGGAGCUCCUCCACCUCCUGGCCGCGCGCCCCGAGGGCCCGCCGCACCUCCGCCUCACGGCCGUCCACGAGCACAAGGACGUGCUCACCCAGACGGCCAUGGUGCUCGCCAAGGAGGCCGAGCGCCUGGACGUGCCCUUCCAGUUCAACCCCGUGGUGUGCCGGCUGGAGGCGCUGGACGUGGAGUCUCUCCGGGUGAAGACCGGCGAGGCGCUGGCCGUCACCUCCAGCCUGCAGCUGCACUGCCUGCUCGCCUCCGACGACGACUCCAAUGGCAGCAAGGACAGCAGCAGCAACGAUAAAGGAGAGCGGCGGGUCAAAUACAGGAGCAGCCCCGAGUCCGGGUCCGGGGUGUCGCCGUCGACGUCGCGCGCGGACGCGUUCCUGGGCGCGCUGUGGGGCCUGUCGCCCAAGGUGACGGUGGUGACGGAGCAGGAGGCGAGCCACAACGCGGCGGCGCUGACGGAGCGCUUCGUCGAGGCGCUCAACUACUACGCGGCGCUCUUCGACUGCCUGGAGGUGGUGGCGGCGCGCGGGUCGGUGGAGCGCGCGCGCGUGGAGCGGUGGCUCCUGGGCGAGGAGAUCAAGAACAUCGUGGCGUGCGAGGGCGGCGAGCGGCGGGAGCGGCACGAGCGCCUGGAGCGGUGGGCGGCGAGGAUGGAGGGCGCCGGCUUCGCCCGCGUGCCGCUCAGCUACUACGCGCUGCUGCAGGCAAGGCGGGCGGCGCAGGGGCUCUGCUGCGACGGCUUCAAGGUGCGCGAGGACAAGGGCUCCUUCUUCCUCUGCUGGCAGGACCGCGCCAUCUUCUCCGUCUCCGCCUGGCGCGGCCGCCGCUUGGACUGACCCUCCCUGAGCUUCUGAGUCCUUCCCGUAUUUUGUGGGAAGGAGACGUAGAUUCGCUGGUGCCUGGUGGUGCCUCGUGUUACUUCUUAGGGGUGCUCAGGUCAGGCCAUGUCUUGUUUUGUUUUGUUCAUAGUGAUGAAUGUAUCCUCCCUCUCCGUUUGGGAUGCAAGCAUACUUUCCUAGUCCUAGGGAUGAUCGAUCUAAUCUAAACAAAAAUUCUGUUAAUUUCUCCCCCAAACGAACGAUAUUUGAUCGUGGAUUGUUUGGCGCC
Molecule: messenger RNA, 2456 nt
Organism: Panicum virgatum (switchgrass)
Lineage: Eukaryota; Viridiplantae; Streptophyta; Magnoliopsida; Poales; Poaceae
Product: scarecrow-like protein 3
Exons: 2
Coding region: 824-2185 (453 amino acids)
Biological process (GO): regulation of DNA-templated transcription
Cellular component (GO): nucleus
Molecular function (GO): DNA-binding transcription factor activity; sequence-specific DNA binding
Source: RefSeq, a predicted model, not a curated record